CUUCUCAACUCUCCCAUCUCACCCCUCCCCCUUACCCCGAUGUCAGCAGUCAAACUAUACGUCUACGACCUCAGCAGGGGCAUGGCCAAGUCCAUGUCCCUCGGGCUGACGGGCAAGCAGAUCGACGGCAUCUGGCACACCUCGGUCGUCGUGUUCUACGGGCGCGGUAUCAUGGAGGCGGCGCCGGGCACCACGCACCACGGGCAGCCGCUCCAGGUUAUUGACGUCGGCGAGACACGCAAGUCGGCUAGGCUACCGUUCCGAGUCCACAGCCACAUCGACGCCGACACGUUCCAGGAGUACCUCUUCUCCCUGUCCGAGCUGUACACCGCCUCGGCGUACCACCUCACCGACUUCAACUGCAACAACUUCACCGCGGACGUCGUCGGCUUCCUCACUGGCGCCGAGAUCCCCUCGUGGAUCUCGGGCCUGCCGUCCGAGUUCCUCGCGACGCCAUUCGGCCAGGCGCUCAGGCCGACCAUUGACGCAAUGUUCCGUCAGUCGAACGAGGCCGAGCGGAGUGCGUUCGGCGGUUCGCCCGCGGCGGCUGCGACUCCCGCACCCCGCGCUGCACCUCCUGCCGCAGCGCCGCAGCCCACACCGCAGGAUCUCGCGUCCGCGCUGCUGUCGGCGGUCGCGCAGCAGGCCGCUGGUGGUGGUGGCACGACGUCGGCACCGCCCAAGCCCAACCCGACGAUUGCGGCGCUGACGCUCGUGACCUCGCGUGCCAACUUUGCGUCGAUUCUCAAGGACAACACGGCCGUCGUGGCAAACUUUACCAACACGGCUGGGUGCCCGCCGUGCCGCGCGAUCAAGCCCGCGUACGAGACGAUCGCGGAGAACAACACUGCAGUGUACGGGCACAAGGGCACGCGGUUUGUCGAGGUCGAGCUCGACCGCGGCGACGGACAGAGCUUGGCCCAGCAGUACGGCGUCACUGCCACCCCCACGUUCAUCUUCUUCAAGGACGGCAAGCAGGUCGACGUCAUGCGCGGCGCGGACAAGCGCGGGCUCGAGGCCCGUGUCGAGUCGUUCCUAGACGACUGCUUCCCCCAGCACCCGCACAAGCGGCUGUACCUCGCCGUGACCUCCAAGCUGUCCACCGAGCCGAUUCUCGCAACGGCGACACCAGCGUACCCUGCCCUCCUUGGCAAGAUUGAGAGCUUUGGCGUUGGCGGUGCCGACCUCGAGACUCUCAAGAAGGCCGCCGCAUUCCUCCAGGCUCCUGCGUCGUUGAACGAUGCGCAGCUUGGUGACCUGCUGACGCAGUGGACGAACACGACCCGCACGCUUCUCAGAAAGCUCAAGCCAGAACAGACGUUCCCCCUCAUCGACCUGUGGCGCAUCGCGCUGCUCAACGCACGGGUGGCUGCUAUCCUCACCGUGAGGUUAUCGCCCAUGGCACCCGGCGCCGAGCCCGUCAAUGCCAUCCUCGCACUGGCCGCCUCGCAGCUCAAGGAGCGUGGCGGCAGCACACCACGGCCGCUGGUCCUCACCGCCCUCCGGCUGAGCACCAACCUCCUCGGUCCGCUCCCACUCGCCAACCUGGUGCUCGCGCCGGGCGGUGCGACGCUCCAGGCCGACCUGCUUACGCUCCUUGUCGACUCGCUCCUCCACCCCGAGGUGAGCGUGCGCAAGGCGGCUGCCGACGUCGCGGUCAACGCGGCCGCAUGGCGCCACCGCCUCGCUAAGGAGCGCGCUGCGGCCGAGGGAGUCUCGGGUGAAGACGACGACGGCAUCGAGGCAGAGUGGGAGGUCGAGGGAGUGAGCGCUCUGCUCGAGGCCAUUGGACGGGAAGAGGACGCCGAUGUUGGACACCGCCUCCUUGUCGCAACUGCGCUGCUGCUCUACCUUGCGCCAUCGUUUAACGACUCCCUCAAGCCGCUCCUCGAGGUGCUGAAUGCCAGCGAGACGCUCGAGGCGGCAGGCAAGCGGUGGGGCAAGAAGGACGUGCGCAAGCUGGCAGACGAGGUGGCGACGAAGCUGUGCUAGGCGAACCUGUACGAAAGCGACAAGCGACGGGGAGACUGUGCGACUGAAGGCAAGCGUCACGUCGCUUCCAGAAUUCCAGUUGAGGUUCCGACGGUUGUUGUUGGGUUGGAUGUCGACAUCUGACUGCGACCGCUCCACACCAAGGCACUCUUCGAACCGGAGCAUUUACCCUUGCACGAGGCAUUACGAACUGUAACAUAGAGUGGAG
Molecule: messenger RNA, 2200 nt
Organism: Vanrija pseudolonga
Lineage: Eukaryota; Fungi; Basidiomycota; Tremellomycetes; Trichosporonales; Trichosporonaceae
Gene: desi1
Product: Desumoylating isopeptidase 1
Exons: 5
Coding region: 40-1992 (650 amino acids)
Biological process (GO): protein modification by small protein removal
Molecular function (GO): peptidase activity
Source: RefSeq, a predicted model, not a curated record